Messenger RNA from Toxorhynchites rutilus septentrionalis, 2068 nucleotides. RefSeq names its product trans-1,2-dihydrobenzene-1,2-diol dehydrogenase-like. Bases 121 to 1134 code for a protein of 337 amino acids. Gene Ontology annotation, molecular function: nucleotide binding. Lineage: Eukaryota; Metazoa; Arthropoda; Insecta; Diptera; Culicidae. The transcript has 3 exons. The record is from RefSeq and is a predicted model, not a curated record.
CACAACUAUUUUCAUUCCCAUAUAUGAGUACACAUUAUACACACCGUAGCGUCGAUGACUACUGAGUGUCGCUUCCGUAUCGGUUCAGUCAUCCCGAACUGGUGAAUCGCAACGUUCAGAAUGGCACCUCUUCGUUGGGGAAUUGUUGGUGCGGGUAAGAUCUCCCACGAUUUCACUACCGCUGUGGCUACCCUGCCCAAGGAGGAUCAUCAAGUGAUGGCCAUCAGUGCUCGCAAUUCGGAGAGUGCCCAAAAGUUUGCCCAACUGCACGGGAUUAUCAAAUUUUACGAAGGAUACGAGUCCCUUGCUAAAGAUCCGAAUGUUGACGCGGUGUACAUCGGAGCAAUUAACACUAAGCACUACGAAAUCGGAACACUGAUGCUUGACCACGGCAAGCAUGUGCUCUGCGAGAAACCUCUCUGUAUGAACGAAGGUCAAUCCAAGAGUUUGAUGGCCCAUGCCAGAAGGAAGCGAUUGUUCCUGAUGGAGGCGAUUUGGUCGAGAUUUUUCCCAUCGUACAUUCAUUUGAAGAACCGCAUCGACGCCGGUGAGCUGGGAGAAAUAAAGGCUGUCGAUGUGGAAUUUGGGUUCCCUCUGGUUGAAGUGGAUCGUUUGCGACUAAAGGACCUUGGGGGAGGUACGGUGCUUGACUUGGGUGUUUACACGAUACAGGUUUCUCUGUGGGCAUUCGGGAUGGAACCAGAUAAAAUCAUAGCAAAAGGAAAAUUGAACGAGGAGCGAGUUGAUGUCGAAAUGGAGGCACAACUGCACUUUCCCAAUGGCGGGAUCGCAACGAUGAAAUGCAGUGCCCUAGAACAACUUGCAAAUAGGGCAGAGAUCCGUGGAACCAAAGGGACAAUGACGCUGCACGAUUUCUGGUGCCCCGUCUCGCUGACAGACAUUGAUGGAUCGAAAAAAGAGUUCACUCUUCCGAAAGCUCCGCACACUUUCAACUAUCAAAAUAGCUGCGGGCUUCGCUUCGAGGCAGAGGAAACCCGUCGAUGCAUUAACGCCGGGCUGCUGGAAUCUGCUGUGGUGCCGCAUAGCGAAAGUACGCUGAUUGCCCGCAUACAGGAUGAGAUAAGGAGGCAAAUUGGCGUUCAGUUCCCUGAGGAUGCACAUUUCAAAGUGUAAUCAUCGGACCUUGGCCCGGAGGCACAUUCACAAAUUGCGCGUGGGCGAGAUGCUGUCGGUGGUGUAGUUUUUAUUUUAAGGUUUGAUUGCAAUGCUACUAUGUAAUUUACAAUAUAUGUUUACUUUUUUUGUUUGGACAUUGCCUCGCGGUGGGCGACACAAUCAGAAAUUAAAAUACUGAAACACAUAUUAAAACAAAAUGUUUGAGUUGUGUAUGAGUGCGUUCACAUAUGAAAGAGUACACUCAGUCGCCACGGUUUAUCAGACAAAAAAUAGAACUUAUAAAAACUACGGGAUUUCAAGCGGAUAACAAUAAAAAAAACUGACCUACACUAAUUUUCCUCCAAUAAUUUCUUAUUUAUUGGGUGUAGCAGGUGCUGUUUUUUGUCAUAAAAUUUGAAAGAGUGUAAAAUAUUCUGCAUUUUGUCAGGAAAACGCACUUCAUUAAGAACACAUUCUGAUCUUUUAUUUCACUACAUUUCAACACUAAUAUGUUACAAUUAAUGAAUACUUUCUACACGAGUUCCAAAAAGUGAACGAUUACUAAGUAAAAUUGAGAAAAUUUCCUACAAGAAUAAUCAGUUGAAGAUUUUUUAAUAAUUUUUAAUAUCAGUCAAAUACUUUUGUGACAUGACAACACCUGACAUUUUGCGGUUUCCAACUCUUGAACAUUAAUGUUGUCAAAAACAAAACAAAUUAAAUUUGUUCUAUGAUUUGUCAACAAUAGAUGGACAUACGUUCCAGUAUAUUCAUUGUUCCAGAAAACAUUUUUGUCCGUCUGUGUUCAGUGGCAACCCCUCAUAGUACAAUGGUGAAUAACAAUCUUAGGUUAUUCUCUCAUGAUGAACCAGUCUAAGGCUGAAAAUCUGUAUAAUAAAGACAAAGAAAAAAACAAAAUAGUAACAUCUGUUAACAUGACUUCAGAGAGUAAUUU